GAUACGAUAUUGCAUUAAUAUAAGCAGCUUUCGUCUCCCUGGAUACAUUGCACCAUAUCUGUCAAUAUUUAUCUCUGGCUAGUCUCUGCUUCUGCAUCCAGCACUCUCUCUCUCUCUCUCUCUCUCUCUCUCUCUCUCUCUCUCUCUCUACUGGUUUAGUCUGGCUUCGUGAUGAAGAAUAUAGGGGGAAGGCACAAUCUGCUGCUGCUAUUAAGCACUUUCUUUUUUGGAGGGUUUGAAGUACUAAAUGCUGUACCCUAUGAUUACACGGCCAGUGCUGAGUGUUUGGCAAAUCCUCACAAACCCCAGUAUGGUGGAGGGGUCAUUGUAAACCCGGAACUAAAUGAGGGUUUGAAAGGAUGGUCUUCUUUUGGCAAUGCCAAAAUACAACACAGAGAAUCAAAAGGCAACAAAUUCAUUGUGGCUCUUGGCAGAAACCAACAACAUGCCAGUGUUUCUCAGAAGGUUUCCUUGCAAAGUGGCAAGCUCUACACAUUUUCUGCUUGGAUACAAGCAAGUAAGGGUGGUGUUCCAGUGACAGCAAUGUUCAAGACAGGUAGUGGAACAUAUAUGCGCGCUGGUUCAAUUGUUGCAGAAUCCAACUGCUGGUCCAUGCUCAAGGGUGGCUUCCCUGCCAGUGCCUCAGGCCCAGCUGAGCUCUAUUUUGAGAGCAAGGACACAUCUGUUGAGAUCUGGGUUGAUAGCGUCUCAUUGCAACCGUUCACCGAAGAGGAGUGGAAAUCUCAUCAAGAUCAAAGCAUCGCCAAGAUUCGUAAGAGCAAUGUGAAAAUCCAAGCAGUGGAUAAACAAGGAAAACCGCUGGCAAACGCAAAAAUCUCCAUCCAACAGAAGUCUCCAACUUUUCCUUUUGGUUGUUCCCUCACCAAGUACGUCCUCAAAAACACUGCCUACCAAAACUGGUUCUUAUCGAGGUUCACUGUCGCAACUUUUGGAGAUGAAAUGAAAUGGUACAGCACAGAGAAUACUCAGGGGCAUGAAGACUACUCCAUGGCUGAUGCCAUGCUUCAGUUUACCAAACAACACAACAUUGCAGUCCGAGGCCACAACGUCUUCUGGGACGAUCCAUUCUACCAACUAGGUUGGGUCAAAUCACUCUCUCCACAACAACUUGCUUCGGCUACUCAAAAGAGGCUAAAUUCUGUCAUGAACAAGUACAAAGGGCAAUUAAUCGGGUGGGAUGUCGUUAACGAAAACUUACACUUUAAUUUCUUUGAAAGUAAAAUGGGUGCAAAUGCUUCAGCCCUUUUCUAUAACUGGGCUAUUAGAGCUGAUGCAGCAACCACUUUGUUUUUGAAUGAGUACAAUACCAUUGAGGAGAGCGCAGAUGAAGCGACCACACCGGCUAAGUACCUUCGAAAGCUCAAAGAGAUGCGAACAUUUCCAGGAAAUGAGAGAGGACGAUUUGCCAUUGGGCUUGAGUCUCAUUUUACAACUCCUAACAUUCCUUACAUAAGAUCUUCUAUUGAUACUCUUGCUGCUGCCGGAGUGCCAAUUUGGAUUACAGAAUUGGACGUGGCAAACGGUCCGAAACAGACAUUAUACUUGGAGCAGAUUCUGAGGGAGACAUACGCUCACCCUCACAUUCAAGGAAUUGUUCUGUGGGCUGGACCGACCGAAAAGGGAUGUUACAGAAUGUGUUUGACAGACAACAUUAAUUUCAAAAACCUGCCUAAUGGUGAUGUUGUGGACAAAUUAAUACAUGAAUGGGGUUUGAAGGGCUUGGUUUCUGGCACAACAGACGCUAAAGGUUUCUUUGAGGCCUCCCUUUCCCAUGGAGAUUACGAAGUGAGCAUCACUCACCCAACUUCAAAAUCCUCCUCCUUGGUUCAGAGAUUGAAUGUCAAACCAACUGCUUCGUCCCAGAAGCCAUUGUUUCUCAAAUUCUCUUCUUGAGAUUUUGAUUUCUCUUGCGCUUUUUUGUUGUCCUGUUUUCAUGCAACAUUUAAUUUUAGAAUUACACGGAACAUACCAAAAUUUCUAUAUUUUUAAGAAAACUCUCUGUAUAUAUGCUAUUUUUCGUAGAACCUGUACAUAUGUAAUUAUA
Molecule: messenger RNA, 2065 nt
Organism: Prunus dulcis (almond)
Lineage: Eukaryota; Viridiplantae; Streptophyta; Magnoliopsida; Rosales; Rosaceae
Product: endo-1,4-beta-xylanase 5-like
Exons: 7
Coding region: 172-1914 (580 amino acids)
Biological process (GO): carbohydrate metabolic process
Molecular function (GO): hydrolase activity, hydrolyzing O-glycosyl compounds
Source: RefSeq, a predicted model, not a curated record